Molecule: messenger RNA, 1953 nt
Organism: Homarus americanus (American lobster)
Lineage: Eukaryota; Metazoa; Arthropoda; Malacostraca; Decapoda; Nephropidae
Product: flightin-like
Exons: 4
Coding region: 105-677 (190 amino acids)
Source: RefSeq, a predicted model, not a curated record
GGAUGCGAGUAUAGCCGGCACCACUUGGGUGAGACUGGCGUUAGUUGGGGCGAGGUAGCCCGUGGGUGUGGUGACUAUCGUUCUCCUUCUCUCUUUACAGCAAGAUGGCCGGUGACGAAGACAAAAAGAAGAAGAAGAAGGCCAAGAAGGGAGAGAAGGAGGAGAAGAAGGAAGAAGCUCCUCCUCCGGAACCUGAGCCGCAGGCGCCAGAGCCGGAGCCGGAGCCGGAGCCCGAGCCAGAGCCACCUUCAACAGGUGAACCACAGGAGGACACCGUCGUCACCUAUUGGGAGGAAGAAGCCCCGGUCGAUGAGGCGCCACCCGCUGAGGGCGGAGCCCCUGCCGCUGAGGGUGAGGCUCCUGCGGAAGGAGAGGAGGCCCUAGAGCCUCCCCCAGCACCCAAGAAGAAGCCCAAGUUCUUCGUGCACUGGAAUAGGCGCAAGCCUCGCUUCUACGACUACAACUGGGACUACGGCGACAACUACUACAGUUCCCUCGUCAAGUACAUGGACAGCAGAGCCGGUGAUUACCCUCGCCGUAUGGCCUUCGCCGAGCGUGGCAUCCGAAGCAACGUGGUCCGCCGCACAGUGCCCGACACCCGCACCGCCUCGCUCCUCGAUGACGUCCGGAGGUCCAUCAGGAACUUCGAGCUGUCGCAGAAGACCUACAUGAAGUAAACCAGCCCGUCCCAACUCCUGCCAACCACCACCAGUUGUACAAGUCAACCAGACCUUAUAGAAAGAGUCAUCUUGUACAAAGUCAUCCACACAAAGUCAUCCAGUGUUGUUAUUUUAUGAUGGGAUCGACAUUACUACAUCCAACUCAUAUAUGCCACAGUUGCAUAAAAGUCAUCCAGACAUAAUACAUCAUCCGUACUAAGUCAUCCAGACAAGUCACCAACAAGUGUUGUGAAGGGACGACCUAUUAUCUGACUGCUACUGCCACACAACACCUCCUGGCACCGGAUUGGUCAUCUCCAGCAUGUCUACGUCACCGAUCGACCAAUCAAGCCAUGUUGCUCUCAAGGAAAAAAGAAGAAAACAUGAAAAAAGAUGAAAAAGGGGAAAAAAACCUUCCCUGAAUACCUCUUGUCUUUCACGUUCAAGACAAAGUUAUGCGUCACCCUCAGGGGCUUCGUCGCCAUAAUGGGAUACCAAGAGCGCCAUGAUUUAUUUACUUUCAUAUUAAGGAAGGACAACGUCAUCAUCAUAAGUUAACAAGAAACAUCUGUUAUCUUCAGUUCUGUGGCUUAUUUCCACUGUUAAUUUUUAAUUAGUAUUAACAUCACUUAUUCUUUAUCUCUCUGUCUCUCUCUGAUCUUUUCUUCUGUGCUCAUUGUUGCUCUGUGUCUGUACCCUCUGAAACUGUGUACUCCUGCUGUGUACGUACUCCUGCUGUGUGCGUACUUGUGCGUGUGCGUAACUGUGUUGUAUGCGUACUGUUGUGAGGGUGUGUGUUAGUGCAGGCUCGCCCCCAACUCAGGCUGACCCCCACACCGUCCUGGCGGGGCCAACAAGUAUGUGUCUCGGGAACCCAGCCACCGUCACGUAGUGUUGCUGCGGCAGGCGUGUGUGGGGCGGCCGGAAGCUGUCCUAACCAAGUGGCGGGGGACAUCCUACGGCCAGGGCGCCUCAAACCUGCCUCCUGAAGGACCUGGGCGUAGGUCCGUAGGGCGUGCGUGCCGAGUCCUCAGGUGAAGGGGGCAUCAUCGCCAGUGGUCACAUAGGAUUCCCGCGUCGCAACAAUUAUUUUAUUCUUUUCAUAUCACAGUCUUAUCAUUGUACGACUCGAUCAUUGAUACUGUUGAUGUGUUUCAGAUAUAAGUAAUAAUAAUGAUAACUGGGAGAGAGAGAUAGGACGCCUCUCUCUCUCUCUUUUGAUAAUACUCUCAAAUACUUUAUCUGUAAAGUGAAGGAGAACUUUGAUAAAAAAUAACAACACCUAAAAAAUAUA